Messenger RNA from Thamnophis sirtalis, 844 nucleotides. The record is from RefSeq and is a predicted model, not a curated record. Lineage: Eukaryota; Metazoa; Chordata; Lepidosauria; Squamata; Natricidae.
GGGACAGCAGCCUACAAGAAGGAUGUCUCAUCUCUGUCACACCACCGUACCAUUAGUGACUGACAUUCAUGAACACAAUGUGAUUUUUGUCAUAUAUACUUCAGAAUGUAAUCCUUCCAAUCCGUAUAUCAUGAAAGAACUUCUUAUAAGAACUCUAUACUCACUGGGUGACAGACUAAUGGAUUCCAUGUUCAAUAUCAUCUGGUGUUCCAGCAAGGUAUUAAAGUGGCAGAAUGAAUUGGUAGAAUGUUCCCUCACCAACAUCAUGGAUGCAGCUUCUUGGAUCAGAACUCUGCAGAUGAAUAGCAAGGGGGAAGCCAGUGCUUGGAAUGCCAUUGAAGAAGCAGUAGAAGAUCCCAGCUGCCAAGCCAUAUGUCUAUUCACCAGUGGAUUGCCCGAAGGCUCUGUGGAAGAAAUCUGUAGCCGCCUUAAAGAGACAAAGCAAUCAUGUCCAGUGCAUAUUGUUCAAUGGAUAGAAAAUAGAGACAACAAUAAAAUUAGCUGUCAAAAGCUAUUGGAGAAAGUAGCCAAGAUGUCUGGUGGUACUUUCCAAAGUAUUGAUGGAGCUUCCUCUGAGGAUAAGACUGGCUGUAAUUUAGGUUUUCAUCAUCCUGGUAGCAUCGACAAUCAUCUCAGCUUCCCUCCGCUGGUGGCAGAUCAUUGCACAAAACUGAUUCCUUUGGGUGCAUGGGGUCCAGAUACUUGUAACAUAUGUCUAAGAAGUCCCAUACAAGAGAAUUUCGGGGACUGUUCCACAAAUAGCCAUCAUUUGCUGAGGGGGAUACGAGUUCUUGCCAGAAAACAGACAGAUGGCUAUUAUUAUCUCAGUCAUAUUGUCCAAAAG